Recurvomyces mirabilis is the source of this 498-nucleotide messenger RNA. RefSeq lists its product as uncharacterized. Bases 1 to 498 code for a protein of 165 amino acids. Lineage: Eukaryota; Fungi; Ascomycota; Dothideomycetes; Mycosphaerellales; Teratosphaeriaceae. Gene Ontology annotation, cellular component: membrane. The record is from RefSeq and is a predicted model, not a curated record. The transcript has 3 exons.
AUGGCAGGUUUCGAUGGAAGAGUGAUAGUGCUUGCGCUGCGGGUGGUGCAAAGCAUACUAGCGAUCAUUGUCCUCGGUGUAACAGCAUAUGUCGCCAACUGGUGGACAAACUACUGGCACGCCCUCGCCCCCUCCCAAAUCAACUUCCUAGUCUUCACCUCCGUCUGGACCAUCCUCGCCCUCCUCUACCUCAUCAUCGUCCCAUGGCGCUUCUCCGAAACCGUCGCGCACCAUAAAUUCGCCAUCCUGGGCGUCGAGACCCUGACCAUGCUCUUCUGGUUCGCGGGCUUCAUUGCGCUGGCCGUCUUCUUGAGCGAUCGCGUGUGCUUCGGACAUGUGUGUGCGGCGGCUAAAGCGGCUUGUGUUUUCGCCGCUUUUGAGUGGCUCACGUUCGCCGGCACAACGGCCAUGGCAGUCCUUCACGUCCUGCGCACGCGCGGCCGCACGAGCAACAACGGCAAGGCUGAUCCGAACCUUAACAUUCAGGAGGGUGUGUAA